Messenger RNA from Caenorhabditis elegans, 2642 nucleotides. RefSeq names its product Dolichyl-diphosphooligosaccharide--protein glycosyltransferase subunit stt-3 (gene stt-3). The record is from RefSeq and is marked reviewed. Gene Ontology annotation, molecular function: dolichyl-diphosphooligosaccharide-protein glycotransferase activity; oligosaccharyl transferase activity. Gene Ontology annotation, cellular component: oligosaccharyltransferase complex; membrane; endoplasmic reticulum membrane. The transcript is spliced from 5 exons. Lineage: Eukaryota; Metazoa; Nematoda; Chromadorea; Rhabditida; Rhabditidae. Gene Ontology annotation, biological process: glycoprotein biosynthetic process. Bases 6 to 2279 code for a protein of 757 amino acids.
AGGUAAUGACAUCAACAACGGCGGCUCGAACAGCGAGUAGUCGCGUCGGAGCGACAACUCUUCUUACCAUCGUCGUACUGGCUCUGGCAUGGUUCGUCGGAUUCGCCUCCCGCCUUUUCGCCAUCGUCCGCUUUGAGUCGAUUAUCCACGAGUUCGAUCCAUGGUUUAACUAUCGCGCUACACAUCAUAUGGUUCAACAUGGUUUCUAUAAAUUCUUGAAUUGGUUUGAUGAGCGUGCCUGGUAUCCACUUGGUCGUAUUGUCGGAGGAACUGUAUAUCCAGGACUCAUGGUAACAUCUGGAUUAAUUCACUGGAUUUUGGAUUCCCUUAACUUCCAUGUUCACAUUCGUGAAGUUUGCGUAUUUCUGGCUCCAACAUUCUCUGGCCUGACUGCCAUUGCCACCUAUCUACUUACAAAGGAGUUGUGGAGCCCAGGAGCUGGUCUUUUCGCCGCUUGCUUCAUUGCUAUUUCUCCAGGAUAUACCUCCCGUUCAGUUGCUGGAUCCUAUGAUAACGAGGGAAUUGCCAUCUUUGCUCUUCAAUUCACGUAUUAUUUAUGGGUGAAAUCGCUCAAGACCGGAUCGAUUAUGUGGGCUUCGUUAUGUGCCCUUUCAUACUUUUACAUGGUUUCCGCAUGGGGAGGAUAUGUUUUCAUUAUCAACUUGAUUCCACUUCACGCUUUGGCUCUCAUCAUCAUGGGUCGCUACUCGUCCCGUCUGUUUGUUUCCUACACAUCGUUCUAUUGCCUUGCCACCAUCCUCUCGAUGCAAGUUCCAUUUGUAGGAUUCCAACCAGUUCGUACUUCCGAGCACAUGCCAGCUUUUGGAGUAUUUGGUCUUCUUCAAAUUGUUGCUCUCAUGCACUACGCUCGCAACCGCAUCACCCGGCAACAAUUCAUGACUCUCUUUGUGGGAGGAUUGACCAUUUUGGGAGCUCUCUCCGUUGUUGUUUAUUUCGCAUUGGUUUGGGGAGGAUAUGUCGCUCCAUUCUCUGGACGUUUCUACUCUCUCUGGGACACCGGAUACGCGAAAAUUCAUAUUCCAAUCAUUGCUUCUGUCUCUGAACAUCAGCCAACAACCUGGGUAUCAUUCUUCUUCGAUCUCCAUAUUACCGCUGCUGUGUUCCCAGUUGGAUUGUGGUAUUGUAUUAAGAAGGUCAACGAUGAGCGUGUUUUCAUUAUCCUGUACGCUGUGUCUGCGGUUUACUUCGCCGGAGUCAUGGUCCGUCUCAUGCUCACCCUCACUCCAGCUGUUUGUGUGCUCGCCGGUAUCGGAUUCUCUUACACUUUCGAGAAAUACUUGAAGGACGAAGAAACAAAAGAGCGUUCUUCUUCUCAGUCAGGAACCACAAAGGACGAGAAGUUGUACGAUAAAGCCGCCAAGAACGUCAAAUCCAGGAACGCCAACGAUGGAGAUGAGUCCGGAGUUUCUUCUAAUGUGCGUACAAUCAUUUCAAUCAUCCUUGUGAUCUUCCUACUCAUGUUCGUUGUCCAUGCUACCUACGUCACAUCCAACGCCUAUUCUCAUCCAUCUGUCGUCCUCCAAAGUUCUACUAACAACGGAGACCGUAUCAUCAUGGACGAUUUCCGUGAGGCUUAUCACUGGCUCCGCGAGAACACAGCUGAUGAUGCCCGUGUUAUGUCAUGGUGGGAUUAUGGAUAUCAAAUCGCAGGAAUGGCCAACCGUACUACAUUAGUUGACAACAAUACCUGGAACAACUCGCACAUUGCCCUUGUCGGAAAAGCCAUGUCCUCCAAUGAAUCAGCCGCUUACGAAAUUAUGACCGAACUCGACGUUGACUACAUUCUUGUUAUUUUCGGAGGAGUUAUUGGAUAUUCUGGAGAUGAUAUCAACAAAUUCUUGUGGAUGGUUCGUAUUGCACAAGGAGAACACCCGAAAGAUAUCCGCGAGGAGAACUACUUCACAUCGACUGGUGAAUAUUCCACUGGAGCAGGUGCUUCUGAAACUAUGCUCAAUUGCCUCAUGUACAAAAUGAGCUAUUAUCGUUUUGGUGAAACUCGUGUUGGAUACAACCAGGCUGGUGGCUUCGAUAGAACUCGUGGAUAUGUAAUUGGAAAGAAGGAUAUCACUCUUGAAUACAUAGAAGAAGCAUAUACAACGGAGAACUGGCUUGUGCGUAUCUACAAGCGUAAGAAGCUUCCAAACAGACCAACAGUGAAGAGUGAAGAGGCUACCAUCCCAAUUAAGGGGAAGAAGGCCACACAGGGUAAAAACAAAAAAGGAGUGAUUCGACCAGCUCCAACCGCUUCUAAAGCUUAAGUCCAAGCUGAACAAUUGGAAUAUGUAUUAUUCGGAUGAUUUUUAAAAGAUUAGGUUCACUGUGAUAAUGAUUUGGGAUUGUAAUUUAUUGAUUUUCUUCUCUUUCCCUUUUGAUUUUUCUAUUUAUUACCGUUCACCCCAUCACACACUCUUGCGUUCUCUUACCAUCUCUCUUCCUUUUUCUCUCCAAACCAAAGCGUUGUAAGUUGUUAAGGUUUUAAAGAUUCCCACCUUUAAUUUAUUUUUCCCUUCAUCCCAAAGCUUCCUUGCUCCUUUUCUCUGUUUUUAGUCGCAAGUCACCCAUGGGACACGUGUCGUUAUUAAUGUUGUGUAUUUAUUUUUUAAUAAAAGAGGUAUUUAUUG